UGAAACAUCCAACUCAAUAUGAUGAUCUUUGCCAUUAGGUUUAGGGUUUACACUCUCUGUCUACUCUCCUUCUUCCCAUCUCUCUCCCUUCAACAAACACCUCUCCCAAACCCUAGACUCCAAAAUGCCUUCUUUGCCCUCCAAGCAUGGAAGCAUGCCAUCACUUCAGAUCCCAAUGGUUUCACCUCUAACUGGUGCGGCCCACAUGUCUGCAACUACACCGGAAUCUACUGUGCACCCGCCCCAGACGAUUCCUAUCUCACCACCGUCGCCGGCGUAGACCUUAAUCAUGCUGCUAUCUCUGGUUACCUCCCGGAGGAACUUGGCCUCCUCUCCGACCUUUCUCUGUUCCAUAUCAACUCAAAUUAUUUCUACGGUACCCUGCCUGAAAGUUUCAAAAAUCUUCACCGUCUUUUCGAACUAGAUUUGAGUAAUAAUCAGUUCACCGGAGAGUUCCCAUCCGUUGUACUCUGUCUCCCAUCAAUAAAGUAUCUCGAUAUCAGGUUCAAUUACUUCUAUGGAGAUGUUCCUUCAGAACUUUUCGAUAUUCAUCUUGAUGCACUCUUCAUCAACAACAACAAUUUCCAAUUCUCGAUUCCUUCCAAUUUCGGGAAUUCCCCUGUUUCGGCGGUGGUUUUAGCGAAUAAUAAUCUAAAUGGGUGUUUACCGGCGAGUUUGUUGAAAAUGGGGGGUACACUUAACGAGCUUGUUAUAAUAAAUUCCGGUUUGAUGGGUUGUUUGCCGCCGGAGAUUGGGUUGUUGAAUCAAUUGACGGUGUUUGAUGUUAGUAAUAAUGAGUUGGUUGGGAAUUUACCGGAGGAAAUGAUGGGAAUGAGAAAUUUGGAACAAUUGAACGUGGGGAACAAUAGGUUUUCAGGGGAGAUUCCGGCUGGGAUUUGUUCGUUGCCACGGCUUGAGAAUUUUACUUAUUCUGAUAAUUAUUUCUGCUCUGAACCGGCUGUUUGUUUAAGUUUGAAAAAGAAGGAUGAUAGAGGGAAUUGCAUUUUUGGCCGACCGUUUCAACGCUCGUACGAUGAAUGCAUGUCGGUUUAUUCGUAUCCUGUAGAUUGCAGCGGUUGUUCCCCCAGAAGUCCGCCGCCUCCUCCACCGCCACCACCUCCUCCUCCACCGCCUCCACCGCCACCACCACCGCCACCUCCACCCCCUCCACCUCCGCCACCUCCACCUCCGCCACCGCCUCCACCCCCUCCACCUCCACCACCGCCGCCACCUCCACCACCGCCGCCACCUCCUCCUCCUCCACCUCCACCUCCACCUCCACCUCCACCUCCACCUCCCCCGCCGCCACCGCCACCUCACUCAUAUUAUUACUAUUAUCCAUGA
Molecule: messenger RNA, 1344 nt
Organism: Impatiens glandulifera
Lineage: Eukaryota; Viridiplantae; Streptophyta; Magnoliopsida; Ericales; Balsaminaceae
Product: leucine-rich repeat extensin-like protein 6
Exons: 1
Coding region: 19-1344 (441 amino acids)
Molecular function (GO): protein binding
Source: RefSeq, a predicted model, not a curated record